GAAUGCCUCCCAAUACCCCCAGGAACACCUCGAACUGUUGAACAACAAUUAAUAGGAAAUAUCUCUGAAGAACAAUUAAUUACUAGUGGAAAUUCUGAACAAAAUAUUUGUCAACAAAAUAAUUCAUUACCUCCUUCCUCUUCAUUUUCCUUUGGUUCUUCUUCAUCAGCAACUGGAGUUUCUUUAAUUUCAAAAGCUCUGAGUUUAAGAAAUUUAUCAACAACUAAUUAUGGGACUGAAGGGAUAAUUACUCCAAUAAAUAUUUCUAAUUUAUCUUGUGAUAAAAGAAUUGCUAAUAGUGAUUCUAAUGAAAAUAUGGAUAUAAAUUCACCAAAACGUGCCCAUUCUCUCGAAGGAAAUUUAACUAACACAACAGCUCCAAAUACCCCAAUGGAAGAUAUAAUAAUAGCUGACCAAACACCCCCAAGUCAACAACAACAACAAAUAACAACAUCAGAUUCCCCUUUUAGACCUUUAUGUUCUUCAAAUCGUUCUGGACAAAUGAAUUUAUCUACACAAUCUUUGGCUGCAUUAUUUCCAUCUUCUAUUGGUUCUGGAGAAGAUUAUUCUAAAGGAGGGGGAAUUGAGAGGGGAAUAAUUAAUAAUAAUAACAACAAUGAAAAUACUACAACUCCGGCUAAUACUUAUUAUGGAUCUUCUAUGUCACUAAAUGCUCUCAAUUUGGGUUUCCUUGGUACUGGAAUGACUACAAACAACAACAAUAAUACUAACACUAAUAACAACUACGGCUUUCAACAACAACAAACACAACAAUUUGUCCAACCUCGUUUUGACCAACAACAAUUUGGAAUGUUUGGACAACAACAAACAAACACACCAGAUAAUACAAACAUUCAACAACAACAACAAAACCUCCUUUUGACUUUGUUGUUAAAUCAAAUAAUUGGCUCUCAACAACAAAUGCAGACUCCUCUACCUCCACAACUUGACCCUUCUCUCAACCUUUUACUUGGACAAUUAACAUCAACAUCAAGCUCAACUUCUGGAGGUCAAUUAAAUCAAUUAAUUUCAUUAAUUCAACAACAACAACAAUCUUCCACUAAUUCCCCUUCAUUUUCUUCACCUAAUUUAUUAAUUCCUUUACUCGAAUUAAUUGCUCAAUCCCAACAACAACAACAACAACAAACAUCUAAUAAUAAUAAUAUUCAAUUGCCUUCAUUACAACAACAAAUACCUAUUUUUGGACAACAAACAACAAUUCCUUCAACAACGGGGAGUGGAGAAAAUUUUGGAUUAAAUAAUAAAUUUAGUUUUUCUGAUACUUUUAGUGAAGGUCUUCGUUUGGGAUUAGAUCCAUUAAAUAAUCCCCAACAACAACACCAAAGACAACCUCCAUUACCAACACCAAGUGUUACUUGUUUACCAAAUAAUUCUUCUUCCUCUUCUUCUACUCCACCUGAACGUAUAACAGAAACUUUAUGUUUAGCAUCAGAUUCUCGUCAUCGUUUAUAUGACCCACAAUUUCAACAAUUUUUGGGGAUUGUUAGAGAACUAGAAAGGCAUAUGUUUGGGGGAAAUACAGCAAAUAUUCAAACAAGUUCUGGAAAUUUUCCAACAAACAUAACACAAAAUAAUGAUGAUAAUGCUACACAAAAUGAAGUUAUUCAGCAAAGAAAGCCAUCAACUCCAUCGUCUUUUAUUUUUUAA
Molecule: messenger RNA, 1668 nt
Organism: Meloidogyne enterolobii
Lineage: Eukaryota; Metazoa; Nematoda; Chromadorea; Rhabditida; Meloidogynidae
Source: the annotation of a GenBank genome assembly